Molecule: messenger RNA, 2193 nt
Organism: Aspergillus pseudonomiae
Lineage: Eukaryota; Fungi; Ascomycota; Eurotiomycetes; Eurotiales; Aspergillaceae
Product: transcription factor domain-containing protein
Exons: 5
Coding region: 1-2193 (730 amino acids)
Biological process (GO): DNA-templated transcription; positive regulation of transcription from RNA polymerase II promoter by galactose
Cellular component (GO): nucleus
Molecular function (GO): RNA polymerase II cis-regulatory region sequence-specific DNA binding; DNA-binding transcription factor activity, RNA polymerase II-specific; zinc ion binding
Source: RefSeq, a predicted model, not a curated record
AUGCAGUCUCGAAGGUCUGCCAUACACAAAAGUAAUGCGACGCGCCGACGAAAAUCGUCACCGUGCUGUGAACCAUGUCGCGAACGCCAGUCUCGGUGCGACGGGAGGAAACCCAUCUGCGGGCCUUGCACUCAACGGUCGCAUGCGGCUGACCGAUGUCUGUAUAGACGCAACAUUGUCAGGAUAUUGGACACUCAGGAAUACCUUGAAGUCCUUCAUCGCCAUAUUCGCGAACUGGAAGAGGUUUGCCACGAAGCUGGAAUUCCAGUGCCCACGUUUAAUCCAGAUGCUCCAUCCAUGGACUCAGACGAGGAGACACCUCAAAUUGGCUUGGGGAUUCAAUUCGAUACUCCGCCAGCUUUCCCAAAUCAGGGAAAUACUCGCGCCUUUCCACCUCCCAUAAAGCCGGAAACCUUCCCUUCCCUUCUGACAAACCCGCAGGAGGGUGAUUUCAACUUACUGAUAGCCAGUAAUCUCUGUGGCGGUAACGAAGGAUUUUCAAAGCAACCGAAUACGUUUAUGGGAAGCCCACCGAGUGCGUGCCUCAUACGCCUUUUGACCCAAGGCCAUCUGCUGAGAGAUAUCCCCCAUGGUCCUGCUCAUGCUCAUUUAGAUGGUUCUCUUCUGCCGCCACGGGAUUUUGCCGACCAUCUGUUGGGUUGCUUCUGGGAUCGGGUUUACUGCCUUUAUCCUUUCUUUGACCGAUCCAGUGUCCAAGAUGCCUACGAGGGUCUCUGGACAUCCGGCAACACAGAAGGUCAAAAGUCGAGUGAACUCAACAUCGGCCUGGGCGGCAAGUCUGACUCCGGUCGUCAGUCACCAGUCUUUAUCUGUGCACUGAACAUUAUGUUCGCACUCGGGUGUCACUUUGCCGAGAUCUCGGUUCCAGAUCGGAAUGGCAUAGCGCAUACCUUCUUCCUUCGGGCCAAACAGAAUAUUGGCCUGGAUCUGCUCGAGGUCCGCACUAUUGGCGCUGUCCAGACCCUCUUGAUGGCUUCUUUGUAUCUUCAAAGCAUACCUGAUUGCCAUAAGUCUUGGGACUUGGUAGGUAUGGCGUGUAGAAUUUCUCAGGGGCUUGGGCUUCACGAAAAUCGACCAGCCAGCUUCAAGGACCCUCUGGAAUUGGAAAUUCAGCGUCGCACAUGGCAUGGGUGUGUCAUGAUGGAUACGAUCGCGAGCAUGGCUUGUGGGAGGCUUAGUACAACGUCUUCCUUGCCUGCGAUUCCACUGCCAGCAGGCAUCGGCCUCGCGCCUACAGGCACCAACGACCCGUAUUUGACAGCCUUCUACCCCGCUAGUCUAGAGCUGGGUAGCAUUCUAGACACGGUCUUGUCGGCUGUGCACAAAGCACGGUGCGACCGACCGCGCACCCCGGCUAGCUCAACAACUACACAACAGGACGGAGUAGAUGUCGUGGUUAAACUGGAAGAAAAGCUAGCCCAAUACAAAGGCGAUCUUCCCGCGGUCCUGAGAUGGGAUCAUCCUUUUAACCCAGCAACUGACGUAACUCAGUUGUCGACUUUGAGGCGUCAGAGAAAUGUUUUACAUGCCAGAUUCCUUUACGUGCAGAUCCGACUCUACCGUGCCGCCUUUACCCAUCUCUGCUCUGAGAUGCUGGCUCAAGAGGAUUCCGAGACCGACCACCAUGACCCGGUCCUUCGGACGCUCUAUUCAUCGACGUUGUCCAAGCGUGCAGCCGCCUGCGCAAAAGCGGCGAUCGAGUUGGCCUCCCUGGUCCAUGACAACUACCAAACCACCACUACCAACACCUGGUGGUACAAUUGUUUCUACACGUCGGUUGCGGGUAUGGUCCUCGUCAUGUCCUACACCUGCGUGCCCGCCCUGUCCAACAUCGAGAAAACUGCCGUCCACGAAGCUUGGCGUAAGUGCGAACAAAUAUUGCAGUUCAUGAUCCCGUAUCAUUUCUCCUCGAGAAAUACGUUACUCUUUUUCCGGGCCGCCCGUGAUCGGAUUCUCUCGUAUCUCGAAGACACAAAUGAGACGAGCGGUCCCGACAAGGGUCCUGAGUCAAGCCAUGUAGAUGGCGUCGAGAACCCUUUCGCCGACGAUGCAGAGGGCUUGUUCAACGGAGCGAACUGGCUGGGCAGUGCCGUGGCUAUGGUGGGACUGGGAUUCCUGUGCCCGGCGGAUUUUAAAUGGUUUCAGAAUUGGUUGGCAGAGGAGAUGCCGUGA